AUGAAUUGGAAUUCAGCGAACUUCGUCGCCUACUUGAUCCAGGACUCUCAAAUGCAAGUUGUACUAGCCGAUCAAACCUGUUCUCGUGGCAUGAAACCGUGGAAGAAGUCUUCGUUCUUAACGCUAGGCAAUCCUCCUGCCUCCGAAUCUCUUAUUUUCGUAAUUUUCUUCUUCUCUUCUUUUGGUGCAGAAGAUGGUGAAGGUGCAAAAGAUUCCACCUUAGAUGGUGAGAUCUUCAGAACGGUUGCAGAGAAGAAAACUAGCAUCACACCCGUAUCGCCACAGAGCUGUCUGAAGGAAUGCCCUUUGGCUUUGCAGUUGGCCAACUGGAAUCUUGCCCGAUUAGAGGAACACGGCUGCGUUGCGGGUAGGCAUAGGUAAAG
Messenger RNA from Strongylus vulgaris, 383 nucleotides. The record is from the annotation of a GenBank genome assembly. NCBI's taxonomy places the organism in Eukaryota, Metazoa, Nematoda, Chromadorea, Rhabditida, Strongylidae.